Molecule: messenger RNA, 3401 nt
Organism: Zingiber officinale
Lineage: Eukaryota; Viridiplantae; Streptophyta; Magnoliopsida; Zingiberales; Zingiberaceae
Product: protein NO VEIN-like
Exons: 4
Coding region: 1-1059 (352 amino acids)
Source: RefSeq, a predicted model, not a curated record
AUGCAUAUUAAUCGAAAGAAAGGAAUAGAGAGUGUGCAUGCAAAGCAUCAAGUCGAAAGCCAAAAAGUUCACGGGAAAAGCCAAAUUGUUCGUUCUACGCAUCAUUUCCAUCCUAAUCAACAAUAUCGACUCUUCGGAUCCUCCUCCAUCGAAAACAGCUUCGUACCACCUGCGCUCUUCUGCUUCUUCCUGUGGCAGUGCAGCUGCGGCUGCACUCGCUCUUGCUCUAAUGGCUGCUGCUUACUCCACCCCUCGCGAGCACGUCGAGAGGAUACGCAGAGAGAGGUACUACAUGGGCGAGAUGACAAGAAUCCCCUGGCUGAUGACAUCCAUCAGGCCGUCCUCUACCUCUCCGAAGAGCUUUAUUCCAAGGAUGCCCACUUCCUCAUGGAACUUGUUCAGAAUGCAGAGGACAACAAGUAUGCAGAGGGCGUCACUCCAUCCCUUGAGUUUCUUAUUACUUCGAAGGAUAUCACGAUGACUGGAGCCAAAACAACACUGCUCCUAUUCAACAAUGAGAUAGGUUUCUCUCCAUCGAACAUUGAUUCCAUUUGUAGGAUUGGUAAAUCAACAAAGAAAGGGAAACGACACCUUGGCUACAUAGGGGAGAAAGGAUUUAAAAGUGUCUUCCUGAUAUCCAGUAAGCCCUAUAUCUUCAGCAAUGGGUAUCAAAUAUGCUUCAAUGAGGAACCAUCACCUGAUUGCAACCUAGGUUACAUUGUGCCUGAAUGGGUUGAUGAGAAUCCAAACCUUUCUGACAUAAAAAAUUUGUAUGGUCCUUCAGAAAGCCUUCUUACUACUAUUAUAAUCUUGCCUUUGAACAUUGAAAAAGAGUCAGCUGUGAAAGAACAACUAUCAAAUUUACAACUUGAGGUCCUACUUUUUCUUUCAAAAAUUAGGCAACUAUCCGUGAGGGGAGAUACUGAUGAUUCAAAGUGUAAUACUGGCUGCAAGAUCUCUAUAACUGGUGAAGACAAUUGCCAAACGGGUUAUGGGAAGGAACAUGAAUGCAGAAUUAUACUCUCUCCAUCUUUCUGCUCAAGAGGGCCAAAAGGGUGAGGAGGAACAAUGUUGUUACUACAUGUGGAAGGAAACGUUCCCUGUAAAACCAGAAUGCAUUUCAAAGAAGGAAAGGUUCCCAUUCAUCAACUUCAGCUCUCUUCUUUGAGAAGGAUGCUGAAUGCCAUAUCAUACAUGUUGCAGGAAAUGUUACAUCCUUCUCAUUUGACAAAUCUUUUGUACCGAGCAGGGAGUAUUUGGCAACUGCAAAUUUUGCAGGAAAUGUUACAUGUGAAGGAUAGAUUUUGAAGUUCCUACAACAUAAUGGAAAGGCCUCUGAUGUUCCACAAGUUUAUCCUCCAAAUGCAGCUUUCAAAACUGUUUACUCUCCUUUGAUAAAGGACAAUGCAUUCUUGUUACUUGAAUGGAUUAGAAAUAUAAGAUCUUGUGGAACUAAUUUUAAGCUGCAGAACUUUUUUAACAGCAUCAUAAGUGGAAGCUGGUUGAAGACAUCAAUUGGUGACAAGCCACCUUCUGAUUCAUUCUUGCCGAGCUCUGGUUGGGAAAGACUCUUCAGGUAGCAUCAACACUUGUUGACAUACCAUUAAUCCAGAAAGAUUUUUAAGGUGAAAAGAUAUCAGACUACACUGAAGAACUUAAAGAGAUUGGAGUCAGAUUUGAUUUUACAGACACAUCACAAUUUAUUGGUAGCCUUCUCAGGACUAUGACAGCUGACUCCACCUUAACCAGCGAAAAUGUCUUUUCGCUGCUCAAGUUGGUCAUAUAUUUGGGAGAGUUAAUCUUGUCCCCUCGCUAUCUAAUUCAGAGCAACAAAACUGCAAGAUGGCUAAAAACAUCUGUUGGUUUCAGAUUAGCAUCAGAAUCCAUAUUGUUGCUUGAUUCAGAAUGGACACUUGAAUUGCAUGUCUGUAAUCUCCCCUUCAUUGACACUUCUUUCUAUGGUGAGCAGAUUGCUGAUUACAAGUUCGAGAUGCAAUUAUUUGGUGUUUUAGUUGGAUUCAACAAAAAUUAUCAGAUUGUGGUUGAUAACUUCGAAAUGCCUUCAAGCUUGGUGUUUGCUGAUGCUGCCAUUUUUAUACUUGAAUGCAUAUGAAAUGUUAACGUUCCUGAUGAUCUCAUCUGAAAGUUAUCACAGACUAAAUGGUUGAAGAACCAGCUUGGCUAUCAAAAUCCAGAUGAAUCUUUUAUGGCUUUCAUAGAAUGGGAAUUCCUUCUUCAGGUUGUCAGCGGCAUUCUGGUAAUAGAUGAGCCAAUGUAUGGCGGUAGAAUCAGGUCAUAUCAGGCAGAGCUUAAGAGAAUUGGAGUAGCAGUAACCAGAGAUGACUUCUCAAAAACUAUUGCUUCUUGACUGAAUAUCCUUGUAAAGAACACAUUGAUCACAAACAAAAAUGUUCUCGCAUUGUUAACAUGUUAUAGGCAGUUUGUCAAAAAGCAAAUUACAUUCCCACAUGAUCUUUCCCUUUUCUCCCUUGAGAAGGAAUGGUUGCAUACUAAUCUUGGAUUCAGAUCUCCAAAAGCCUCCAUCCUAUUUAUUCCAGAGUGGGAGCCUAUCUCAGCUAUAUCAAAUCUUCCACUUAUUGACGGUAAUUCUGAAUUCUAUGGUUACUCCAAUGAGAUCUAUGAUUUCAAAAAUGAGCUCCAGGCCUUUGGUCUUAUAGUUGAAUUCAAAGAGGGGGCUAAAUUUGUCAUAGAGUGCAUCAACCUUCCAAGAGAUCUUUCUGUCUUUAAUCCAGUUAGCAUUAUAUCCUUAUUUCAGUGCAUUCUUAAUCUGAAGGAAAACACAGAGUCUCUUCCAAUGGAGUUCAAGCAAAAGAUGAACAUUAGAUGGAUAAAAACAAUUCUAGGUUACAGAUUUCCAGAAGAGACCCUUCUUUUUGAUCCCAAGUGGAAAUUCCCAAGUGGAAAUUCCCAAGAAAGACGGUUCGUUUAUUGAUGACAUCUUUUAUAGAUCUGAGUUUGCUUCUUAUAAUAAGGAGCUUAAAGAAAUUGGUGUAUCUGUGGAUGCCAAUCAAGCAGGCCUGUUUCUGGCACUUCAUAUUAAGUGUCACUCUGAUAUUACUACAAUCUUGAGAGAGUACUUAUUCUUGAAUGAACAUAAAUGGGAACCUGAUAAUGAAGCUGCAGAGUGGAUUUGGAUCCCACAGGGUGGGGGGGAAUGGGUGAGCUCCAACAUGUUCAUAUUACAUGAUAAUGUUGACCUGUUUGGUUCCCAACUCUUCAUUUUGGAUAAAUACUAUGACACAAAGCUUCUUGAAUUCUUUUCAAGGGUUUUUGGUGUUCGGCUUAGUCCAUGUGUCGAUGACUACUGCAAUCUCUGGUCCUCGUGGGAAGUUUCAGCACACCACCUUACUAUGCAGCAAUGCUCCGCUUUCUGAGUCUUC